Molecule: messenger RNA, 5892 nt
Organism: Ylistrum balloti
Lineage: Eukaryota; Metazoa; Mollusca; Bivalvia; Pectinida; Pectinidae
Product: tuberin-like
Exons: 37
Coding region: 9-5264 (1751 amino acids)
Biological process (GO): negative regulation of phosphatidylinositol 3-kinase/protein kinase B signal transduction; negative regulation of TOR signaling; negative regulation of Wnt signaling pathway
Cellular component (GO): TSC1-TSC2 complex; cytoplasm; nucleus
Molecular function (GO): GTPase activator activity
Source: RefSeq, a predicted model, not a curated record
GGGUUGAAAUGUCUCGUCAGGGAAAGCAAGAGGAGAAUCUUAAAGACAAAUUGAAAAGUUUGUUUCGAAUCAAAGACAAAUCUGCUCCUGUUACUUUCCAGAGACCAACUGUUAGAGAGUUUAUAUUUACUCCUGAUGUUCUGAAGGACAUUGGUCCUGAGAGUCCAGCCAACAACCGACUGCGGACUAUCAGGGAAUUAUGUAACACUGUUCAAACCAAGAAAUUGGAGGAGAAUGCAAUUGAAGCAUUAUGGCACAGUAUCAAGGAUUUGGUGCUGCCUGGAACAGCAGCCGAGAGUCGACAGAUAGCACUGCAUUUCCUCCACUCACUCAUAGAAGGACAGUUGCAGUACCUUGGUAUACUGAGGGCUCAUUUCUUCAGUGUGAUAGAGGACCUUUCUAACCAUGAAGAUCUCUCACAAAGGUUGGAGCUGUUCAAGGCAUUGAGUGAGAAUGGACGUAAUUUACAAGAGUUUGAAGACUUAGCAGGGCCAUUGCUGCUGCGGAUGAUGCCAGAUGUGCUGGCAUCAGGGAACAUGUCCACCUUUCUACAGCUGCUUGUCCAGAUAGUCAAAUAUAAUGCGGCUUACCUUGAUGAAGACGUCAUCUGUGGACUUGUGAAACAAACCUGCAUGAUACCUAACAGAUCACGAUCGGAGGAGGAUAUAAAGAUGUGCCUGGACAUCCUGGAUGCAGUGGUGUGCUACAGUUAUCUCCCCUGCGAGUGUCUCCAGCAUGUGAUUGCAGCCCUUUGUCGCAUGAUCAACAUGCCAAAGUAUUGUCUGAACAGUUGGGAGUUGAUGAAGAAGCUGUUGGGAACCCAUCUUGGACACAGCAGUAUCUACACCAUGUGUUGUAUGCUCCAGGACAGAAGACAACCUACAGACCAUAACUUGUUGCGUGGGUCUGUUUUCUUUGUGGGAAUGGCUCUCUGGGGCUCGAAGAAAGUGCCCACACUUAAACAUACAUUCUCCUCUGUACUACCCUCCUUUCUCCAGGUGCUGUCCACUAACAGUCACAUUGUUGCAUAUGAGGUGGUGCUCUCUAUACAUAGACUAGUGAAAAAGUACGGGAAGGACCUACAACAUGUUACCUGGAAUAUUGUCAUGGAUAUCCUGGAGGGGCUGCUCAAACUCAUGGAGGUCAGUGUGCCAAACCAACCUCCCUUGGAUCCCCGAAUGCCAGUGGAUUUCCAUGACAUUCUUUCCAUUAUAGAAGACCUCCACAUGCACGGCCAUUUCGCAGGAUGUGUGUCUCGGUUUUUUAAAAUCAUUGAGAUGUGUGCUUCAAAAAGGCCAGAGAGUUCCGUAUCCAUGCUGAUUACCCAUCAUGCUCAAAUGAUACUACCUGUGAAGGAGAAUUGGAUCCAGAAUCUUUACUCACUAUUAGAGAAAUACUUCAGACAAGAGAGUCGUACAAUGAUCAGAACAAAGGCUCUGGCUGUCCUUUCUUUUGUUCUUAGUGUCAAUAAACAUGUACACGAGGAUGAGCUGAUCAACAAUGUUGUGCUGCCUCACCUAGGACACAUAGACCAGGACAGUGACCCGGAGGUGAGGAAGGUCGCUGCUGAGAUGUUGCUGUGUCUGGCGCAGAGCUGUAGCCACCAGUGUUUCCUGCAUAUCAUAGUCCUCUUAGAAAAGUUGAUCGACAAGCCAGUGGUAGCCAUCGUAACUACUCCGUACCCGUCAACGGAAGGAGGAGAGACCCUGCAACAGCAUGACGAGAGUCAUCUAGUGGAUAUUAAGACUGGCAUUUUAGGGCUGGUGGAUCUCCUCCGGAUCAAACUUUACACCUACCCAUCGAGUGAGUGUCUGAAGAUCUACCAGAUGGUCGUGGGCCACAUUAGGACACAGUACAACAACAGUCAGGACUACAGUAGUCACACAGCAGCAGUCAUCAGGAAGGCUAUCAUGACUGCACUGCUCGAAAUGAGGUCUGAUAGUUUGAGCAGGAUGGGUUUUAUCAACAAGGAGCAGGAUAAUCUACUCAAGUUUAGCCCAUACAUUGUGUGUGAAUUAAGAUGUGAUGAUGAUACUUUGAGUGUCCCCUCCAGCCCCAACCCUGUCCCUAAGGAUUCAUCAAAGUUUCUGUGGACAAGUGCUUCACUACUGAACUACACUGAAGCCUUCAGCCUCUUCAUCACCUGUCUGAAACAUGACCUCGACUGGCAAGUGAUCGAGUGUGUGCUGGUUAAUCUGCCACUGUUACUACAGAACAAGACACUCAUCCUCUCCACUCAGGGUGACCUUAUUGACACUCUGUGUCAUGUACUCUGUGCCAUGGUAAAUGACCGCCAACUUGGCUUUCCUGAAAAACUAACCAGUGUUCCAUUUGGAAAGUUUACCAGAUCAGAUUUCCAUGCUUAUAUAUUUCCUGUACUAGCAUCCAUGGUGUCUUAUCACAAGUACCUGGACAGAAACAGACAGUUGCAGAAAGAGCUGAUCAAAUGUCUAGAGUUUGGUCUGGUGUCAAAGUGUGCCAAACUAUGCACCAAUGCGUUACGUUUGUGUACACUGGAAAUGCAGGAGGUAAUGAUGAGACAAUUACCAUCUGUCCUUCUGCAGCUCUCCAAAAUAUCAGCUACAGUAUCCAUGGCGAUACCUGUACUGGCAUUUCUCUCUAGUAUCGUCCGUCUACCAAAGAUGUAUGCUAACUUUGUGGAGGAUGAAUAUAUGAGUGUGUUUGCUAUAGCACUACCAUAUACCAACCCCUUCAAGUUCAGCCAUUAUACAGUGUCUUUGGCUCACCAUGUUAUUGCGAUCUGGUUCAUACGCUGUCGACUUCCCUUUAGGAAAGGCUUCGUCAAGUUUAUACAGAAGGGACUACGAGCCAAUGUGUUGCAGUUGUUUGAGGAAAACUCAAUGUUGCAGCUCCAGAAUGAGGAUUCAUCUGAUAGGAAUAGGGCUGCCACUUACAACGAGGCAGCUCUCAGCAGCCGACGAAGAAUGUUGUCUGGGUCGUCCAUAUCCAGACAAAGAUACCAUCCUCCAGUAGACGACAAGAUGUCACAGUUCCACAAGGAGCUGACAGAGACUUGUACAGAUUUCAUGGCUAGAUACGCUUUUGCCAACUACAAUGCUGUUCCUCACAGGUCACAGGAGGCAGAAUUUCUGCUGAAAGGAGGACAGACCCAAACGUGGCUGCUUGGAAAUAAGGUGGUUACUAUAACAACAAGUGGAGGGGGCAACAAUAAGUUUGGUAAUACAUGGCUGUGUGACCAGUGUAUGGCCCAGAUCCAGGGUGGAGAACCUCCAGAGAAGAGGCCUCCUCAGCCAGACACCCCAGGACGCAGACGUCAUAAAUCUGCUGUAGUUAGUCGCAGUUCUGUACAAGAAGCUUCCAAGUCCAGCAAUGAUGAUAUUGGUAUACAGGCACGCACAUCUUAUGAUGAUAUGAGUGUUAUAGGAGAAGAACAGCAGAAUGUUGGAGUACAGACAGGUCGUUCACUGACAGACCAGUCACCUGCCAAACCAGGCUUUGACACAGAGGCCAUAGAAUCCCUCCUAUGGGGGGUGAAGAACCCGUCAUCAGAUGGACGGGUGCUGAACAACCUCAUGUGUAAUUGUUGGUGCACUGGCUGGGCAGAGAUCAUGAUACGUGCUCCAAGUGGAAACCUUUCAUGGAUGAUGCGAAUUGAGAAUGAGACAAGUCUUACAUCUCUCCAGGAGUCACCUAUGACAGACAUUACCAUGCUGUUUGCAGCCAUGCGUAACAAGCCACCAGACAUGGACAGUUUGCGGAGCUCAAGUAGGAUAGACAGCGGGAGUAUUGGGGAGGAGGAGUAUGAGUCCUUGUAUGACCUUCACUUCCCCUCCGAUUCCAACAGUGACCACAAAAAAAUUACCCAAAGCCAGUCUGAAUCAAACUCCCAGGAGGACGAAGGGCAAGCUAGGACAGUUGAGACAAGUAACAGUGACCAAGCUUCCCAUACUCACCUCCUGAAGAGGAGUAAUUCCUCUCCUUCCUUGCUCAGUGGCAGUGCUGACAAUGUCGACAUGAAGGAAAGCAUCAGUGACAUGGCCCUGGUUGAUGUGAACAGAGCUGAACGAGAGGUGGCAACAAAAGUCCCAAACCAACCAGCUCAUCUUAACAGUGCUCAGCUUAGCUUAUCUCUGUCAGACAAUCAUAGACAAAGACCACCACCACUUACCAACCUUAGCCAACCCUCCUCACCAUUGAAGAGUGUCCAUCAUCACCUAGAUUUAGCACCAUCACCAGACAGUUCAGAAACAUCCUCACUCCAGGAUGAGGUGACAGACCUUCCUGCUUUCAGAAAGUUACGGGGUCAUACUAUCUCUAUAGUAACAGACACCAAAGGUGAGGAGAAGUUUGUGCAGGGGAGGUCAAAGGCCAUCACCCCGAAAGAGAGUGGUCGUGGUGGCAUCAAUCCUAGCUUCGUGUUCCUACAGCUGUACCAGGGUGGAGUUUUACACCAGGGCAACGACAUGCCAAUCCUACUGCCAGAUAAUCAGGCAAUCACAAGAGGUCUGAAGAUGCUGGACCACAUACACCCAUAUGAGACUCACAAAGUUGGUGUGAUUUAUGUCGGGCCUGGCCAGACCAGGGACGAGAAGGCAAUACUAAGAAAUCCUUAUGGAUCGGAGAAGUAUGCCCAGUUUCUGCAAGGCCUAGGACACUUGAUGCAUCUGCCUGAUUGUGACCCCAACAGGGUCUAUAUUGGGGGGCUAGAUGUUCAUGGUAGUGAUGGACAGUUUGCCUACAGCUGGCAGGAUGAAACAAUGCAUGUGAUAUACCAUGUGGCGACCUUGAUGCCAAACAGAGACUCUGACCCCAACUGUAAUGCCAAGAAGCUCCAUAUAGGGAAUGACUAUGUGACUAUUGUAUACAACGACAGCGGGGAGGACUACAAGAUUGGGGCUAUCAAGGGCCAGUUUAACUAUGUCAAUAUAAUGAUUAAACCAUUGGACCAUGAGAGUAAUGCUGUCACUUUACAAGCCAAGGAAGUGCCGUUUCAGGACAGGAUAACUACAGACAUUGCUGAAAUUCUUGGACACAAAGACACCAAGAUCAUAUCAGAUGCCAACCUCCCCGAUUUGGUCAGACAGAUAGCUGUGAACUGUGAUCUGGCCUCUCUAGUGCUGCAGAGACAACAGAGCCAGCCACAGGAUCCUUUCGCAUCGAACUGGCUGGAAAGACUUCGUCAGAUCAAACGAAUCAGGAUGAAGACAUUGACAGAAGAAGGGAACCAAGUGGAACAACCAGCAAAACAGCAAGAGCUUGGAGACUUUACAGAGUUUGUGUGAGAGGACUGUGUAUUGAUUGUGGUGUGAAGAGGUGGUACUCUGGCAAGUUGCUGUGAUGGAACUUUGAUUGAAGAAUGAAUGGUUCAAGACUUGAUUUAGUAUGUGUAGUGUGUGAAAAAGUUGGAGACUUGAUGAAUGUGUUAUCUGAUGAUUAGCUGUGUUAACAAAGGAUGAUGCUGGAUGUAGCCUGAGCAUGGCUCUGAAAUCUGCUUGGCAAGGCGAGAUGUAUCUUCAGAUUGUUCUAGUCACAUGUUCUCUGCGUAAAAUCAUAUUGGUGUUAAUGUUUUUUCAAAGGAUAGAACGUUUCUAGGUAAAUUAUUUUUAUGAAAUUGUUGAAAAAAUGACAAAAUGAUGUAUUUUUUCUUAAACUAUUUCUCUUAAUUAUAUUCCUGUUUUUAUUAUGUCUGUAUACUAAACCCUAGUGCAACUGUUACCUAAAUAAUUGAUUUUCUGCCCUUUUAUACAAUUGCUGUUCACCCUGCAUGUUGUAAGUCUACAGAUGUAUAGAAGGUAUAUAUCCCUGUCACCAGCCAAAAUGUGAGACCAUUGCAGUGUUGCCUGUUACUUUCGUGUUUACAGACUCCAUUGUAUUCCGACAUUGGUACCCAAUACAAUCUUGAAAGUAAAA